AAGAACACAGCGGUCUAGUGAGCAAGGUAGCACUGGUACUGUUAGCUAACCUAGCUAGCUAUCCGGUGUCUUCACUACUGGCUCUAUGGACUAGCUUGACAGGACUAAGAGCACCUAGCCAGCAUGGUUUCCUGUCUCACAUCCCGGCGUGACUGUCCAUAUUAGCUCGCUGAGUUUCUAACGGUGUGAGGGGACGUAAAGGAAGAAGACAGACAGCCGUUGGCACUGCCCAGUUCCCGGCAGCAGCAGCGGCUGCGGGUAGUGUUGAGUCCAGCUGCCUCCCGCUGCUAGCUGAAGUUCCUCAUCUGUGUGUGGAUGAGGUAGUUCGGAGAUUCACCCGGCUUACGACACACCAAGGCGGUGGAUACAUGUCUACCUCUCAACCACGAGACCAACGACGAAAGGGAAAUCUCGCAGUUCAUGUUUCGCCAAGAAGUCGGUGUGACGUCUUUUAUUCCAUCUUGUUCGUAUCUUUUCCAACACGAGAAGAGGAAUAUGUCCAGAUAUAACAUAUACAGCCUGUUGGACUGGAUCUACGGCGGGGUGGACCCCAAGUUUGAGGGCAACGGGGGCCCCGAGUGCGCCGCGUUCAUCGCGCCCCAGCAGCGUGUCAGCGAGAGUCUGGUCAUCGUCCUCAUCUCCCUGCUGGAGAUCGGCUUGGCGCUGAAGAAGAUCAACCUCUCCAAGGAGCUCAGAGUGGUUGCAAAGGACUGCACACGGGUAAAAGAGGAUAGUCUGGGCAAGAACCUGUUGCUGGUGGCGCUUUGCAUGACUUUUGGAGUGGAGGUGGGGUUCAAAUUCGCCACCAAGACUGUGAUCUAUCUGCUGAACCCCUGCCAUGUCAUGACCAUGGUUCAGAUCUUCCUGCUGGCCUGCCCGCCUGGAAAAACAGCAAUGGUUGUAUUUAGGCUGCAGGUCCACAUGCUAAACGGUGCAUUACUGGCUUUAAUGUUCCCCGUAGUCAACACUAGACUGCUACCGUUUGAGAAGGAGAUCUACUACAUCCAGCACUCCAUGCUGUACCUGGUGCCUCUUUACCUUUUCAGGAAAGGAGGAGCGUACAAGCCCGAGCCUCUGGGGGACAUGUGGUGGGCGCUGCUCUCCACCGGCAUCCUGUUCCUCUACCACUUCCUCUUCUUGCAGGUCCUUGGCCUGGCGACCGAGGUCAACCUGAACAACAUGCUGUGCCCGGCCGUGUCCGACCCCUUCUACGGGCCUUGGUACCGGGUGUGGGCGACGGGCCACCAGACCCUGCUCACCCUCGUUCACGGGAAAGUUCUCACUCUCCUCUCCCAGCACACGGGCUCUGUGUGCAGAUACCUGCUGGAUACGCUCCGACUGCGCAGCAAGAAAGUCGACUGAAUGUCCGCGAGGAUGCGCACAGACCUAGCCUUUCAUUCUAAAAUGCCUGCUCUCAUUAUGGAGAUCAUCUUCUUCUUUUCUUGUCUUUUUUUUUUUAAAUCGUUUUAAUGCAUCUUUUAAGACUUACCAUCUGUGAGCAUUUCAGGGCCAGUGAAUCAAUGUGUCAUUAUUUUAGUGUUGUAGUUGGCUUGCAUACUUGCAUGCACAAACAUAAUAGGCAUUUUAAGGCUGGUAGUUAGUCGACAGAUUUUUUUUUUUCUGAAACAGUUUCCAGAGACAUGUAUGUGAGUUUGUGGAGGAUUUCUCCAGCUGCCUUUUUGUAAAUGUAAAGUUUUGAGGACAGCAAACAGGAGUCACUACUGAUCUUGUUACACUCUGAGUUCUGUGCGUGGUAGUUCUGCUAGAUCGUAUGUCCGUGGGUAAAGCUGCCAUUUUAUUUGUCUCAAGUGCGUUUUGAAACAGAUCGUGAAUGUGAGCUGUUGUAAAAGUUCUUGCUCGUUUGUUGUCGGAGGAUUUUUUUGUUUGUCAUGUAUGAUCAACUUUCAGUGUUGUCAUGACUGAAAAGUUAUUUAUGGCGUCUCUCUGUUCCCACCUCACCACACACAUGUACAGGGUAUGAAAGAGUUGUUAGUGGCCUCUUUUGCGUUUCCGUCUCCAGCCCGUUCAGAUCAUUCCAGUUGUGAUAAUCAGGGGACACGAGGACGUAUGAAAUGCUGAGAUUCAAAGUGAUGAAUGAGGAUUUGUGGAUCUACACUGGGGUGUUGUUAUUACCUCUGCCAACUGAGAAGGUUACGUUUCUGUCUUGUUAUUUUGUUGUGAUAUUGGACCAUAUUCAGCGGGGAAUAAACGUCAGCCUGUGGUUGGAAUGAAUGUGAUUUUUUGCCAAGAUGGAGAAGAUCUUGGCAAAAUAUGUAUCUGGGCUGGAAUCAUGCAUCAUGACACUUGAAGAGAAUUUAUUGCUCAAGUUAUUCUCCACUCCACCACGACUGCGUGACGAUGAGUCACAGGCUCAGUUUAGUUAAAAACAAAUAAAAAAAAAAAAUCAUCAGAUGAUCUGCAUGAAGUCACUUUGGGUCGUUUAUUGAUGACCCAUUUCGGAAGGAAGUAUUAACCAUCACUGGCAAUUGGAAUAUUCGAGUCAUGGUAUACGUCAUUUCAAGUGUUAGGGGCGUGUGUAUUUACUGUAGCAUAUACUGUACUUCACUGUAAAGAAGGGAUAAGACUUUUGUAUUUCUAUCAGUUCGAGUGUAUGUGCUGUAUUGACAAUAAAAGUGAUUUCAAUUCAAA
Messenger RNA from Epinephelus fuscoguttatus (brown-marbled grouper), 2649 nucleotides. Its product is annotated as transmembrane protein 164. The transcript has 6 exons. The record is from RefSeq and is a predicted model, not a curated record. NCBI's taxonomy places the organism in Eukaryota, Metazoa, Chordata, Actinopteri, Perciformes, Serranidae. Bases 421 to 1362 code for a protein of 313 amino acids.